AUGUCGGGCAUUGAAAUCGCUGGCAUCGUCCUUGGCGGCUUCCCGAUUCUUAUCGAGGCUGCCAAGCCGCUCUACGGGUACUUCCAGGGCGCCGAGCGAUGGUGGCACUUUAAGAGGGACUUCAUGACCCUGAUCUCGACGAUAGAGGAUGAAUCAAUCGCAUAUUCUCAAAACUUGGAACUCCUCUUGACACCAAUCGAAAUCGACCCCAAGGCAAAGGCCAGUCUACAGGAGGACUCUGGGUCAAAGCUAUGGCAUGAUCCAGAGAUCCAGGCAAAGCUCAGGGGUCGCAUCAAGAUCCAGUACAUGUCAUGGUUUCUGAGACAGCUACUGGAAAUGAAAGAGACCUUGGGUGAGCUAUUUGGCAUGUUGCCCAUUAAUAAGAAUGGAGAGGUGAACUUUCCGAGGACCACCACGGUUGAUUAUGAACUUUUUAGACUUAAACAAAGCUUCUCUACCCGGAGGAAACAUCUGCUUGACAACAUCGUCCGGAUCAAUGAGAGCCUUUACAAGUUCCUGGCCAAAGACUCCCAUAUAAACGCCGAGGCUGCGAGGUCCGCCACCUCUUGGAACGUAACGCCCCCGAGCAAAGCCGAACGGAGCAGAGCUAUGACACUCCGACGACUCCAAUCCGAAGCCAAGACACUCUCUUCUGCGCUACUCAAUGGGUGGAACUGUCGUUGCACGCAUCAAUGCGGCGUUGGACAUGACUGGAAGUCCUCGGAAGCUGCUUUGAAGGAGCCGAGCCUGAACUUGCUGUUUGAGAGAGGAGCCUUGAUGAAACAGAUAAGAGUUGAAGUCAUGGCAGAAGAAGACCUUGAAUCCAUUGAGGCAGCCUCAAGCAGUAGUAGCAUAACUAUGCUGGAUCAAAUGGCGGAUUUGAGGAUGCAAGCACGUCGGGAGCUCACGCCCACAGCUGUUGAGAAGAGUGCUCGACGACCAGGACUUGCGUCCUCUGUUAUUACUGUGACCUCGACACUAGUUAGACCGGGCGUGUCUGGCGAUCCAAAAUUAUGGCGAAGGCGAGAGCAGGAGAAGUUGACAAAAGCCAACCCUCAAGUGCUACAGCUUUCGGCCCAAAACACGAGUUCAUCCAAAUCGAUAAAAAAAUCGGUUCGCUUCUCCCAUGACCCCCCAAGCACUUCCUCGACUUCUUCGAGUCGUUCGUGGAACUGGAUACGCGAUACGUGCUUGUUUCUCAACAGCAGCCCCUCAUGGACGGACCGACAGUAUCUCAAGACUGAGCAGGACGCCGUCAUCUUUUCCCCAGAACCUCAAGACCAGCCAAGCUCUUCAAAGCUGAAAGUUGAGGAUCUAGGGGCCUUUUACGGAAGUACACCGCGGCUGUCAGAUCGUCUUCAGGUUGGACUUGACAUCGCGCUAACUAUUCUUGGGCUUGGAACGUCUUGUUGGAUUCCCAGAGGUUGGGAUCGCCGUGAGGUUUUCGUGUUGUACGAUCCCAAAACUUCUACCAAGCCGUUUCUCCGACACGAUUCUCUUUCAUUCACACUCGGAGAGACAAUAGACGACAUUCGCGUCCAUACGGAGGCCAGCCUAUUCUCUCUAGGUGUGGUCCUCUUGGAGCUCAUCUACCAAGAGACGCUGGAGCAGCAGCCGUUUUGGGAUAAAUAUUGUGAGAACGGGCAGCCAAACGACUGGACGCACCAAUGUACCGCCAUGGAAUGGCAAUCAAAAGUCGAGGCACGAUACGGGGAUGACUUAUCUGAAGCAAUUCGACUCUGUGUAGAAGGAGGGUUUUCAGGGGACGCCAACCUGGAUAACUCGGACUUUCUGCGGGAGGUGCUUGAUACUGUGGUAAGUCCACUAGAGAAGUUCUUGUCCGGAUGGAAGAGGAGUUAG
Messenger RNA from Fusarium keratoplasticum, 1860 nucleotides. RefSeq lists its product as uncharacterized. The record is from RefSeq and is a predicted model, not a curated record. The coding region runs from base 1 to 1860 and encodes 619 amino acids. The transcript has 3 exons. NCBI's taxonomy places the organism in Eukaryota, Fungi, Ascomycota, Sordariomycetes, Hypocreales, Nectriaceae.